Molecule: messenger RNA, 2474 nt
Organism: Musa acuminata AAA Group (dessert banana)
Lineage: Eukaryota; Viridiplantae; Streptophyta; Magnoliopsida; Zingiberales; Musaceae
Exons: 13
Coding region: 624-1988 (454 amino acids)
Biological process (GO): regulation of transcription by RNA polymerase II
Cellular component (GO): NuA4 histone acetyltransferase complex; piccolo histone acetyltransferase complex
Source: RefSeq, a predicted model, not a curated record
AUUCUGUUUGAGAACGAGACUCUCUUUUACCGGCUCCUCUGCGCUCUCUUCGAUUCACUUCCCUCCUUUUUUCCCUCCUCCUCCAUCUCCUCCUCCCUUUCAAACCCUAAGGAACAACCAAGCGAACGGUGUCCCUCUUCCGCGUGCCCUUCUCCGCUGGAUUCCUGGAAUCUUCCGCUCCUCUCCACCGCGGCUUCCUAUCUCCUGGACGCGUAUCUCCUCCCGCCUGCUCCCGUGCCCUAAAUCCCCCGCUCCGACUCCGACUCCGACUCGUAGCCCCUUCUAGAAUUGGCGCUGCGUUGCCCCUCGCCCGGCCCUGCAGGCCCUCCGACGACGCGAAAAGUGGCGGGUUGUCGAAAAGCCAGCGUCUUGGUGGGUCUUCCACGCUGGUUCGGUUCUAGGGCAUCGGUGGGUUGAAGAAAAAUCGCGUCUUGCGUUGGUCUCGCACGUUUCCUCGACUGGUCGUUGGAGUCUUCGGCGCUGGGAGCCUAGGGUUUUCUUCGGUGUAAGCCCUGAUGGUUUAGAUUGGUGAAUCGAGUUGUGUCCGUGGAUCACGCUCCAAUGGAGAGGGUGGUGGAGUGAGCAGGGAACGUGGUAGGUAUUGGAAGAGAAAUGAAGCGGAUAUGAGUAGGCUGUCAUUCCGGCCUCGUCCUCUCGACAUUCACAAGAAGCUCCCUGUUGUAAAAUCUGUUAAAGAAUUUGAGGAUGAUGAGGCACCUAGUACCACCCCUUCCACUCGAAACUCUCUGCUUCAUCGUCUUGCACCUGAAAAUGACACCGAGACGAAUCAAACACUCAGCAAGAAAUCUUCACAUGAAAUUCCUACUCCACAAUUUAACACUGUGGAAACAUAUGAAAGAGACUAUUCUCGCACCUUCAUUCAAACUACAUCAUAUAUACGUGGAAGAGGAGCCAGGGCUGAGAUUGGUGAAUUUGUUGAAUAUGAUUUGGAUGAUGAGGAUGAGGACUGGCUUGAAGAGUUUAACAACGAAAGAAAGAUUAUUUCGUCCGAAAAGUUUGAGACCCUUCUCUUCAAGUUGGAGGUUUUGGAUCACAAAGCUCGAGAAAGAGCAGGAGUUAUAACACCCACUUUUGGAGCUCCUAUUUCUGUUCUUUUACACCUUGAUUCUGCAGCAGAGGCUUUACAGUUGCUGUCUGUACGUUUUGCAAUUUUGCAGUCAGUAUAUAAUUAUUGGAAGACAAAGCGAGAACGGUGGCAAAAACCUAUUCUGCGCCGCUUGCAGCCUCCUCCCCCGGUUAAUGAUACAAAUCCAUAUAAUGUGUUCAGACCCAGGGAAAAGGCACACCGCCUUCACACAAGAAGGAUGCAAAGAAGGGAAAACAAUGUUCAGUCCUUUGAAAAACUUAGACAGGUUAGACGUAGCUUUGACCAGGCGAAGAGAGUAGUGGAAGCUCUAAUUAAGAGGGAAGGGAAGAAGCGAUUGCUCAUGGAAUGUGAGGUCAAUCUUCAACGCGUCCAGAUGAAGUAUAAGCAUGAGGCACAGCUUAUCGAAGAUCGAAUGGUGUUCCCAAGCUUGCAACGAGCUUCAUGCAAGCUGGCCUCAAGUGAUGAUGACUAUAUGGACUCGGAUGAUACAACAAAUGGUCAUCCGUAUGCCAGGCCUGCAUCUGCCCAUCCAAAAUAUGCGGACUCAAAGUUUGCAAUGGUCCCUACAGGUCAAAUGAAGCGUGAACUGAAACAGAGAUCUGCUUCAAACGGGUGGCUACAGAAGAGGGAUCCUGAUGAGCCUAUAUUGCUAUUUACGAGACCUCUGGAUCCAGACAAGCUUGCUGCUGUAGGCAUUAUGCAACCGCCUUGUCCACCUGCCGAGAAUGGCUCCGUAGCAUCAACAUACCGCUUCCAUGGCAGGAUUGGACGAGGAGGGCGGAUAAUCUUUGACCGUUGCAACCCUCUUUUACGAUCUCCAAUUGGCGAGGAAAGUCUUCCUUGUGUAGCAUAUCCGAGGUCUUCUCCUCCUGAUGGCUAGACUGGUGGUGUUUUUUUGAACUUCAUGUGCAUGCAUGAUUUGCUUGUGAAGAUUAAUGGGUUGGAGAAGCAGCUAAAGGCCUUGUUGAGAUUACUUGAUUUAGUCGAGAGCAAUCGUCAGAGCAUUAGGGUUUCACAAGUCACAAAGGUGGCAUUGGAGCAGCAAGUGCUGUGAACACUAAUUAUUAAGCACAUGGAAUGGACACGAGACCUUGUGUGAGUUAGGCAUGCUGACCAUUCUUCAUUGCUAUUCAUGGCCAUCUCUCUUUUUCAUCACCACUGUGCAAUUACUUGUGCCUCAGGGGAAAAGCCAAGUACUUUCUAACCUCAAUGUUUGUCCAUUCUUUCGGCUUGUAAUUGUGGCAUAUAAUCCAUAUUGUGUACUUGUUAUUUUUAUUUUUUUUUCCUUGCAGAGGUUUCUACUUAAAAUCGUUAGUAGGAUCUUUUAUGAGGGAUAAAUUAAAUCACCACUCCCUCUAUGGAUACA